AGUUAAGAAAUUGACAUCGGUAUGAUCAGCUCUGUCUAAAAGUUAUAAAUAUAAAUAUACAUUAUUCGCAUGUUAUUGAAUUAUUUGGGUAGUUAAAGAAGCAUUACCUCCAUCUGUAAUUAGUAUUCUACAAAUUCCUCUUAUUUUUUAUGUUUAUAAUGUGAAGUUAUUAUGCAGUGCUAAUCAUGCCUGUGUACAUGAUCAUGAUCCACCGUUCCAGGAUGCCAUGGGCCCCUACUCCUUCAUUGUGUUUGUGGCACUUCUACUCUUCUUCUUGAUCCUCAUCUGGAAGUUCCUCCCCGAGACCAAAAACAAGAGCUUUGCCGAGAUAGCUGCCCACUUUGGGAUUAAAGAAGACGAGAUGGCGGACGCGGAGGACAACAAAGAAUCGGUUGAAAUGCUUCCUAUGCAUGAUCGUGUGGGCACGCGCUUGGCCGCGACAGCUCCUGCAAACGCCCGCCAAAAUGGGUCACACUCUAUGCCGACAACUCAUAUACCGCAAGUUGUCAUAGAAGAUGAGGCUAAUGCUACUAACCCAACCAUUGGCAAUCCUGCUAUUAAUGUAACUGAUGAUGACUUUCAACAACAGCCACUUAUAAGUAAAGAGGAUAGUCAUCGGAGCCCGCGAAAACCAAAUAUCCCAAUGGACCCCGAGGUUGGUCGGCCUCGAAGUGGCCAAGAUGUUGACAAAGAAGUUCUUGCGUAACCUCGGGAUGCAUGUACAAUAAACGAGAACUAUUUAAAACUGUUGUGGACUGAUGGGGAAGUCUUACGUGUAAUUGUCGAAAAGUUUAAGAUGGUCAUCUGUAUUUGCCUCUGUAAAGUUGCACUAAGAACUAAACUGGUCCCGGAACAACGUUCUUUUACCGUCCAAAAACACUAUAUUGAAUGAUGUGGAACACAUGUAGUGGGGUAAUGGUGCCUACAGGUACAGCAUUGGGCAUUGGGAAUAGGUUUUUUCAUAUCUUAUGGGGGUAAUACACUUUUUAUUGUGGAAAUUUACUUCUGUAACAGUCGAAGACGGUUGUGGGCAGUUCAUCGACUAUCAUGUUUUAGUAAGUAUUCAGCCACUGUUAAGGGCGCACGAACACUGCCAAGUAUGAUUACAAUCUCGCCUUAUUCGACAAAGGAGAUAGAAACACUAUCAAUUUUGCCACGCAGUGUUCUGAUACUGGCUUAUGUGCAUCUUUUACACGCCAUUUUACUUGCUUUUUGCGGCAUUCCUGGAAAAUGUAAUCAAGCAAAACGCUAAGCUUUUAAAUGUUGUCAGCUUUUUGAUCAACAGCAGCAUUGAAACGCACUGUAUCAAGAGUGAAACGUUAAUGAGUAACAACUAUGUGCUAAAAUUCGUUCAGCUUAGGUUUUUAGAUUGCCUGCUAUCAGAUGUUACUGUAUUAUAAAUGACAUGACAAACAAUCGAUUAACUAAAUGAUAGAAGAAACAGAGAGCUUUCAUGAGAACUAGUGGAAGCAAACGUGACUAAAGUGCCGCUGUUUUAAUUCUCAUCAUUUUGACUUUAUUGCAUCAACAAGUAGUCUGAAAUAGCAUGCAUCUGUUUAAAGUAUUGCUGCUUGCAAAAUACAUAUGCGCCAGCUUCUGUUAAUUUUGUGGCGUGUAGUAAGGGCUUUACCGUGCUGCAACUGUUCUUGGAGGACAGAGUAAAAAUGUGUUCACUGUGAAGGGAUCGGGCCUCCGCCAUGUUGUCGUGCUUUGCAUGUUCCGUUAUAUGUUCCUCGCUGCGUUCUGCAGCUGUUGGUUCGCUAGGGAUAGCCAAGGCACAGACGGCAUAUUUUUUCUUCAGGGUGGAAGUCUCGCUAAUUUCUGAUGUUUUAAAUUGUAAAGCAGAGACGAUGUAAUUUAACUGGUUUUGACUAGUACCAAAGCUAUAAAGCCUGAAAUCGAAUUAAUUCAAAAGACUUCACGUGCUUCAGAACAUGUUUACUUUGUGAAAGUUAUCAUUUCAAAGUAACUAGUAGCGUUUUAGUAUUAAAAAGCUUUGUGCGUUAAUGCUCCAUGAAUACUCCAAACCUGAUUGUGUAUUUGAUUAUUUAUUAUUUUAUUAUUUUAUUUGUAUCUACACCCAUCGUUAAGAACGUCUAUUUGAAACUGUUCCUAUAAUAUCUGGUAAAGGGUAGCUUUUUUUAGCGAAAUCAAACUUGGAAAAAUUAUAUAGGUUUAUAAACAUUUUCGCUCUAAGUAAUGGAUGAUUAUCAUGAAAUAUGUACUUACUUGUAUAGAAAAUAACUACACGUACAUGUCUACAUGUACCACGGGAUUAACUGUAUCACAUUAUAUGAACACUGCCGUGUACAUGAACAUGCAAUUCAACAGUUUUAUUUAUAGUUUUUUCAAUCCACCAGUGACCUCAAACAGCUUGUGUAAGUCCCAUGACUACAUUUAUGAGAUGAUUGCAAUAAACUAAAUAUGACAGCGAAAUCAAUGAGUUUUACCAUACACAAUGCAAUCAUAAUAUCUUCACAUUUGUUAGAGAUGGCAAUUUACAACCUAAAUUAUAUAUUCUAAAAAUAUGACAUACACUAUCAAAGAAAAUUUAUUUAAAAUUUACCCUUAAUAUUGAGCUGUAAGAUGUCCAGAGAUUUCUUUGAAAAAAAAAAAGAAAAGAAAAACGUCAACUGGUUUACAUCAUAACACGCAGACCACGCCAGUGCGAAAAACAUUUGUAAUAUUUAAACUCGUAUGAAAAAUACAACACAUCUAAAUUUUACUGUAAGAUCCCUUUACCAUUAUAUCCUACAGUCCUAAGCUUAAGAAAUAAGAAGAGGGCAGAGAUCCAUUGGAUCAAGUAACACUAGUUAUUACAUGUUAACAUAGAUUAUGCUUCAUCUGUAUCUUUCUCAACUGAAUGUUUUUAAAGACAGCAGGGACCUCUAGCGGUGAAGUAUAAAAGUUUUAAACAAUGUCUAUUGUGGCUAGUGGAGCUCAACCGUCACAUCUAUCAUCUUCUCCACUGAUGACUCACAACGCAAUGCCCUCCGGUCUCUUGCUAAAAUCUAACCUAUUGGUUACACUUUAUAUAUGUGUAGCCUCUUAAAACUAAAGCAAUGAAGCUUAUCAAAAACAAUGAAUUAAGUAAUUAUGACAUUUCCUAAUGCACAUUUGGACAUCUUUGUGUGAUUCCGCAUAUCUCCACUGCGCAAUAAAGGUACGGAAUCAGUCGUGUCUUACCGGUGACAAUACUCUGUAAUUAACAACUACUUUACUAUUAUAUCUACAUACUAGUCUGCAUAGUGUUUGUUUUCGACAACAAUAUCCCCUGGGUAGUUCUAAAAAUAUAUAAAUAAACAUUUUGCGGAGAAAAAC
Molecule: messenger RNA, 3321 nt
Organism: Lingula anatina
Lineage: Eukaryota; Metazoa; Brachiopoda; Lingulata; Lingulida; Lingulidae
Product: solute carrier family 2, facilitated glucose transporter member 1
Biological process (GO): monosaccharide transmembrane transport
Cellular component (GO): membrane
Molecular function (GO): hexose transmembrane transporter activity
Source: RefSeq, a predicted model, not a curated record